AUGGAUGAAACCCACAGUCUUCUACUAAACGAGGAGGCUCUCGAGGCGUGUCCCGAGCAAAAACGGCCAGUUUUCAUAUACGAAUGGCUCCGAUAUCUCGAUCGAAUACUUCCGAUCACUCAGAGAGAAGAUCUCAAAAAUGUGCAAAAAGAGUUGCAGAGACAGCUCGAAUCGCGGCUCUACACGGUCGUUGGACCGCCGACGAGAAAACUUUUGACAAGAUGCAUUGCCAGGGUGUACGCGUUGACUGGAGAUAUUGCGUCGAUGAAUAAUCUGUUGAAUUUGUGUAAUGACUCGUUGAAGAGUAAGGAUGAGUCGCCGAAGACUGUACAGAAUAAAUUAGCGGAUCUGUCAUGCCUGGCAGCUCUCUACGAUUCAAUGGGUCGAAUGGCGGGUCGAUCGAUAGAAGACACGCUGGCAAUCUCCAAAAACUGGAUGGGAACAGCGGUGGCUCAUAGUCAAGCUCACAUAAUGAACACCCUGACGAGUAUGGUGAAAGCACUGGGUUCCGGUGACUCGGUGACUCACAAGAAGAUUCAUUCCAUUGCGAAAAGCUCACUUCAAGACCGUACUCUCUGCAAGACACCACACGUGAAGAUCGCCUCGUUGGAGUGUCUCACAGCACUCGUCCCGUUCUACACGCCACUUUAUGUCACCGAAUUGGAAGCGAGUUGUACGAUGUGUAUCAAAGUUUUAGAGGGAUCCACGUAUGAGUUGAGAUGCGCGGUCGCCAAGUUUAUGGCACAGUUGUUGGCCACUUCGAUGAAACCACCGCCUGGUGCGGUUACUAAAGGAAAAUCCAACCAAAUGAUACCAGUCCGUCCUGCGUCUGUCACGGACACCCUAAACCUCCUGGCAUCUGGAUUCUUACGAGGUGGAAUCGGUGGAUUCCUGAAAACCAGCUCCUCAACGUUCGCAACAAUGGGACGAUCCGAUAUUCGGAUUGGAGUUAGCAUAUGCUACGUGGAAAUGGUCAGAGAAAUGGGAUCGGUGUGGUUGGAGAAGCAUUUGAAUGCAGUUUGUUCUCAUAUGGUGGAUUUGGCGUCGAAAUGCGGUCAUCUCGCAUAUACACAAAACGCCUCCCACAUCGCGGAAGCGCUCAUCAUCCGCCGCUGCAUCGCGUUCAUCCUCCGUCAAACCAUCGGAUCGCUCCUCGGAGAGAACGCCCAAACUCUCGCAUGCAAACAUCUCGGAGUCCUCCUAUCCCAAUACGUGGAUCUCGUCAGUAUCGGCACAGGAGACAAUUUGGACUCCUCCGUGGAUAGCAGUGAUUAUGGAAGUGGAUACGCUGUCAUUGUCAUCCUACAGGAGAUUUCAGUUCUCGUUCGACAAAUCGGAUCGUCGGUGAUGUCGUUGUUCACAGAAGCCACUGGAAUCAUGGAGAACAUCUUCAAGUGUCUGACACACCCACUGGCAUCUGCUAGGUACUCUGCUGCGUGGUGUCUUCGAUGUAUAGCGACGGCUGUUCCGAAUCUAAUGACUCCACUGAUCGAUCGGUGCCUUCCACGACUCGAUCAAAUGUCAUCUAGCUCUAGAGCUAUCAGUGGAUUCUCAAUGGCUCUUGCUGCUCUGUUAGCCGCUUCGAAUGACAGUUCUAAACUGGGAAUUCCAUAUGCAAAACCUCUGAAAGUGUUGGAUCUUGCUGAAGAAAUGCUGAGAACUGCCACUCAACAACCCAAGCUAACAAUAGCGAAACUAGAAUCCGGAUGGAAUCUUAUCAACUCUCUUAUCCAUUUGGGACCGUCUGUUAUGAAAGAACAUCUGCCACGUGUCAUUAAGUUGUGGAAAGCGGCGUUUCCGAGAAGUUCGAGAGAAGCGGAGACGGAGAAUAAUCGGGGUGAUGCGUUCAGUUGGCAAUGUGCAAUGGUGGCACAGGCGGGCGCGUUGUCGGUGAUGGAAGCGGUGGCUUCUCAACCGGAGUUGUGCUCAACGGGGAGUGCGCUCGAAGCGAUGAAAGUACCGAUUGAGUGUAGUUUGGUGAUGAUGUCGCAAGUGGGAAAUCUCAUCAAAAGUUACGGAAACGAGAUGAGACAAGCCAACUCGAUCGUUCGUAUCCGUCUCUACCGUCUCCUCCUCCUUCUCCCCCAUAAAAGUUUCGAGGGAAGCUACGUGGCACUGCUCCGAGAGCUCGUCGCCGAUAUCACUCUGUCAGAUAACUCGCAGAGUGCAAUGACCACUUCACUGCCGAUGACUCAGUUCACGGGCGUUGAGAAGAUUCUGAUCUCACCGUUGUAUAAUGCGACCGACUAUUCGAUGGUCGAGGAUUUGCUUCAAACCCCAAUCUCAUCUGUCUCAAUCGGCAACGUCGAGGAGGAUCUCUCCAAUCUGAUCCGCUCCUCCGCCUCCCAAAUCGGUGACACGUGGCCUGAAAAUGAUUCAGAAUCUCUGACAUGUCUCAACACGUCACUUCUAACCUAUGGAAAAGUGUUCCCACUGGUCAAUAAUAAGCACAAACUACAAAUCACCAAUCACUUCUUCGAUACGAUUCAGAAUGCGACGAAGAACGUGGCGAGACGACAGGCGAUCUUUGUCAAUGUGCUCACCGCUAAACUAUUGGCUUACAAGACGCUCUGUGAGCAACGCGGGCCGAAAUUGGAGAACGAAGAGCUCCAGAAGUCAUCGUUCCGACUCAUCAGUACAUCCCUCUCGAAUUCGUGUCCGAUGACUCGACUCAUCGGAGCAGAAGCGAUGGCUCGACUGGCGCAAGCUGUUGGCUCACCGCAAUACGUGGCAGAAACCGCACAGUAUUGUUUCGGAAUGCUCAAUAGUUGUAAAGAUGAAACGAAUCGAUGUGGACAUGUGUUGGCACUCGGAUGUCUUCAUCGCCACGUGGGAUCUCUCGGUAGUGGACAACAUUUGAAUACGGGUGUCUCAGUGGUUCUAGCACUCGCCGAGGAGAAUAAAAUGCCAAAAGUGCAGACGAGUGCGUUGGUGGCGAUGGCGUUGAUUGCGGAGACGGGUAGUGGAAUGUUCCGAGUGUUUGUGGAGACUACGUUGAGCUCGUGCUUGAAAUUGUUGAUAUCCACGCCCACUUUUGUUGUGGAUGUCGUGCAGGGGAUUAGUAAAUGUCUCACCGCUCUCAUCACCUGCGUCGGUCCGGAACUCAGCUGUCCCGGUGUCAUCGAUGGUGUCCGAACUUCGCUCCUCGCCGCGUGUGCUAUCCAACUCUCGCAUUCCGAUCCGUUCGUCCAAGCCGAAGCCAUCUCAGGACUCCAACAAAUGCAUUUAUUCGCUCCGAGAUAUGUUCAUAUGGCUCAACUCGUCAUCGAUAUCAGCUCAUUGCUCUCAUCUACUCAUCUGGUCAUUCGGAAACAAGCGGUUAGCUGUUUGAGACAACUGGUGCAACGAGAAUCGAAAGAAGUCAGAAACCACGCUCAGAUACUGGUUCCCCAGGGAAUCGUUGAGACGAAUAAGAAGAAGUUCGCGCUGCCGGAGACUGGAUUAGAGGGCGCUCUGUUCGGAAUGCUAGACACAGAAACCAAUAAAGAGUUGAGAAUUCAUCUUCAGGAGACGUUGAUCUCACUGGUCCAAGGGACGUCUGGAGAGCUUCUGAAUAACUGGUUGAUGUUGUGCAAAGAGAUUCUGGCGACGUCCAACGAUCACGGAGGAUUGGCGAGGAAGAAGGAGGAAAAGAAGGAGAAAUUGGAGGAAGAUGCGGAUGAUGAUGACGAUGAGGAUGGGGAUGACGACACGAAUCUAGCUGGAAUUAGUUCACUGAUGGAGGAGGAUAAGGGGAAGGUGCAACCGAGAUGGCCGACGAAAGUUUUCACGAUGGAGAUUGUGAAUCGACUGAUGAGUGUAUGCGAUACGGAACGAGCUCAUCUAGAUAUGGCACUGGCUAAAGAGCUUCAAAUUACGUCCGGAGGGAAGAAUGACUAUCUGGUGUUGCAUUUGUCGGAUCUUGUUAGAAUGUCUUUUAUGGCAGCGACAUCUGACAACUCGCUGCUUCGAAUUGCUGGGUUGAAGUCUUUGGAGGAAGUCAUUAUAAGAUUCUCGUCAUGCCCGGAGCCAGAAUUCCCGGGACACAUGAUACUGGAGCAGUUUCAAGCUCAAGUUGGCGCUGCACUCCGCCCAGCGUUCACUGAUGACACACCUAGUAAUGUCACCUCGGUGGCAUGCCAAGUGUGUAGUACGUGGAUUGGUAGUGGUGUUGCGCGGGAUUUAAAUGAUUUGAAAAGAGUGCACCAGCUACUUGUAUCAUCUCUGAAUAAGCUGAAACAUGGGAGUAUCAAUGUCCAAUUGUAUAGUGAAAGUGCGGCGACACUGGAGAAGUUGUCGAUUUUGAAGGCGUGGGCGGAGGUUUAUGUGACGGCGAUUGAGCAAGAUCGAAUGAAGAAUGAGAACGAAGAAGCGAGAGAUCACUAUGAGUAUAAUGGAAGUGGAUCCUUGUUAUCCCUUGUGGAACCUGAAACCAACUCUCUAAUAGCCUACUGGCUGGCAACCCUGAAUGACGCGGCACUUCUCGCGCUUCCCGGUCACUAUUCCGAGCAAUUUUUGAGUCGAGGCGGUGCAUUUUUCAAUGCGCACAGUGCAGAAGCGUGCCGGGAAUACUACCAACUGUGCUGGCCACCGAUCCUCCUCGCUUGCUCUACAUGGCUAUCCAAACACAACUUCGAGCUGCCAUCCGGAAUCGAAUUGUCGCCAGAAACCGCAUCGGUGUGGAGAGAUGACGGCAACAUCUCCAGAUUCUACCUGCUCAUCGGGAUUGCGGUGGAGUCUCUGAGCAACAAAACACGACAAAUUGAAGAUGAGACUAUACAAAUGUCGGUGAAAUCGCUGACUCGAUUACUGUCUUGCGAGUGGUGUCAGAUGAAUUUGAUGAGUGACACCGCGGCGGUCAUUGAGAUAUUGUAUGUGUUACAUCGAAGUGUUUUGACAAGAGAUUGCUUAACCACCCAACUACAAUGUAUCGAAUGCGUGAGGUCUAUCAUCGAUGCGGCACAACUUUCUAUGAGAAUCUGUGCGUCGAGAGAUAUAUCAAAUGGGAAUCUGGAGAAUGCGGAUAGCCUUAGGAAGAUUCCGAAUGUCUUGUUUGCUGGAGAGGAAGGUGGAAAUGAUGGACAGAUUAUUAAUAAGGAUGGCGUGAAGACUAUCAGUUAUGCUAUCCUGGAAUUGGCGGUUUGUGCCAUAUUCAAGCAGAUGCCGCAAAUCAACUCGGCACAACUUAAAACCAAUUCUCUUGCGGCGUUACACCUCAGGAAGGUUGGACGACUCCCUGCGGAAUCCACUCAUUUGGUCAUUAAAAGUAUGCAAAUCCUGGUACAAAUCCCUUCUCUAUGCUCACCGCAAGCCCGGAUAACACUCCUACCCGUUGUGAUGUACUUGUUGAUUGGAUUCAUUCGAGAGACCGCCCGUCUCGAUGAGGGAUCCAUUCAAGCGGAUCGAGCCGGACAUUUGUCGGCGAUCGCCGCUGCCGCCAUACAAUCGAUUCGGAAUAUUGUGAGCCAACCGCCCGGUGAUGAGACGGAGAAUAGUUGGAAGACGAUUAUGAGGAAUGCGUUCUAUUCGGUGUUGAAUAUGGCGGAAGGUUUCGAUGAAAUCUGA
Caenorhabditis remanei is the source of this 5544-nucleotide messenger RNA. RefSeq lists its product as uncharacterized. The transcript has 9 exons. Gene Ontology annotation, biological process: intracellular protein localization; retrograde transport, endosome to Golgi; endocytosis. Gene Ontology annotation, cellular component: Golgi apparatus; membrane; endocytic vesicle. The record is from RefSeq and is a predicted model, not a curated record. The coding region runs from base 1 to 5544 and encodes 1847 amino acids. NCBI's taxonomy places the organism in Eukaryota, Metazoa, Nematoda, Chromadorea, Rhabditida, Rhabditidae.